UUCAUAUGAACUGAUUUUUGUCUCCUCUCUCUCUAAAGAUCACUUUUUUUUUCUUCACUUUCUCUCACUAAAAACAAUGCUGAUCGGAGCUACACUUCCGGCGACCAAUCUCCAUUUUUUUCAGGCGAGAAGAGCUAGCUUCAGACGCUAUGGAUCCCCAUUAAACCCAUCAGCAAAUUCAGUACACACACAAACAGUAAAAACAGAGACGACAAAAAAACACCUUUCAAAUCUUGAAAAGCUCUUGCAGAAUCAAUCUCGAAAACCCCAAUUACUCGAUAAUGAUUCGCGGGGUGAAAUUCAUCCCCGCGAAUCGAGGAGUAAUGGGUCGAAGGAAAACAGGGGAAAAAUUUUGUUGGAAGGGUUGAAUUUGUCAAGAAUUUGGCCUGAACACAAGGUUGCUGAAGAAAUGUCUCCAAGACAUUUAAAUAAGUUAAAAAAGCUUUUAUCAUCAAAUAACAUUGAAUACUCUCCAAGAAACAAUCUUGGUAGUAGAUGGAAAGAAUAUCAUGGUUGUAAAGAUUGGUUAGGUUUAAUUGAUCCUUUGAAUGAGAAUUUACGACGAGAAUUGAUUCGUUACGGGGAGUUUAUUCAGGCAGCUUAUCAUUGUUUUCACUCGAAUCCUGCAACUUGUAAUGAAUGUGAUACGAGGAAAGUGGCGUUGCCUGAUAAAUCUUAUAAGGUGACUAAGAGUCUGUAUGCUACGUCCUCUAUUGGAUUGCCAAAAUGGGUGGAUGAUGUAGCACCUGAUCUUGGAUGGAUGACACAGAGGUCGAGUUGGAUUGGUUAUGUCGCGGUUUGUGAUGAUAGAUCAGAGAUUAAACGUAUGGGACGGAGAGAUAUUGUCAUUGCUCUUAGGGGUACUGCAACUUGUUUAGAAUGGGGGGAGAAUUUUCGCGACUUAUUGGUUCAAAUCCCAACAAAGAUUGAGUCAGAGUCAGAGUCGAGUGAAGGACAAGCUAAAGUGGAAUGUGGAUUCUUGAGUUUGUUUCAAACAGCUGGUGUUAAUGUUCCUAGUUUAGCUGAAUCAGUAGUUAAUGAAGUGCAAAGACUCAUCGAACAAUACAAAGGCGAGUCUUUAAGCAUUACUGUGACCGGGCAUAGUCUUGGAGCGGCUUUGGCUUUAUUAGUUGCAGAUGAAGUGAGUACAUGUACACCAGAUGCACCACCGGUGGCUGUUUUCUCCUUUGGAGGUCCUCGAGUAGGGAAUAGAAGCUUUGCAGAUCGUUUAAACUCAAGAAAUGUUAAAGUACUACGUAUCGUGAACAAUCAAGAUGUUAUAACUAGAGUUCCAGGGAUGUUUGUGAGUGAAGAGCUCGACAAAAAGCUAAGAGAGUCAGGAUUUGUAAGCGGGAUGCUAAAUGUGCUCGACAAAAGUAUGCCAUGGGCAUACGCUCAUGUCGGCACUGAGCUCAGAGUUGACACAAGAAUGUCACCAUUCUUGAAGCCUGAUGCUGAUGUUGCUUGUUGCCAUGAUUUGGAGGCAUAUUUACAUUUGGUAGAUGGAUACAUUGCAUCAAAUUGCCCUUUUAGAGCAAAUGCCAAAAGAAGUCUAGCAAAGUUGCUAAGUGAACAAAGGUCUAAUAUCAAAAUGCUUUAUACAAGUAAAGCAAAAGGAUUAAACCUAAAUCUUGAAAGAGAACAUAGUUUCUCUACACCUAGUUGCUUGCCUAGUCCAUCUUCUUGAUAUUAUUAAUUAGCUAGAGGAUGUAUACUUCUUGUUUUGUACAAAUAAGUAAUAAGAAGUAUAUAUUUUCUAAUUUGUAGUAAUUAUUUAGUCAAUUUUUUUUAUUUUUAAUAUAUAUAUACGAGGUUCGAG
Messenger RNA from Solanum pennellii, 1819 nucleotides. RefSeq names its product phospholipase A1-Ibeta2, chloroplastic-like. Lineage: Eukaryota; Viridiplantae; Streptophyta; Magnoliopsida; Solanales; Solanaceae. The record is from RefSeq and is a predicted model, not a curated record. The coding region runs from base 77 to 1687 and encodes 536 amino acids. Gene Ontology annotation, molecular function: glycerophospholipase activity. The transcript has a single exon. Gene Ontology annotation, biological process: lipid metabolic process.